CUACCAAAAUGAGAAACACCAUGCUUAGUUAAAAAAUUGUCAUGGAUACCAAAAUGAUGUGUAUGUAUGUCAUGUGAAAGUUUUGUCUUUUAUCAACAUUUCCUUGAUACGACAAUUCAUUCUGUCUCAUAAAAGACAAUGAAGACAGAAUGAAAAGAAACAAAUUGGUGAAGAUGUCCUUUGACCCUUUUACUCAACUUUCUAAUUUUAACUAAACUUUUUGCAAGUGCUGUCACAAUUAACUAGGUUCCGCAUAUUCAGCUUGUUUGUUGGGAAGCUUGUCCAUUUGUUUCCCUUGCUCUUGACUUCAUUAUACAUUGAGUAAAUUAAGAAUUUUCUCACUUUGGUCCGUGAGCACAAGAGUACUAUAAUUCACAUGUUUCACUUCUUGCCUUCAAAACCUUAGUAAUGCAUGCUACUUGUUGCUAUAUAUAUCAAAUGCAAACAAACAGACCCCUCAUUUCACUUUUAUAUGACAAUUAUCUCCCAAAUGUAAUAACAAUUCAUUACUUGUUUGUCUUGACACAAAUAGGAAGCAAAUCUGUAGACUGUAGUGGUGUUAAGAAAAUAAUUUUCCAUGGAAAGGAAAGCAUUAGAAAGUGAGGCAAGUCAUGAAAACUCCAAACAUACUCAGGCUGAUCAUGAAGUUCCAGUAAUAUACUACCUUUCUACAAAUGGACAGCUUGAGCAUCCUCAUCUCAUGUAUGUUUCAAUCUCUUCUUCACAUGGAACACCGCGACUUAAAGAUGUGAUAAGUAGGUUGAGUUUUCUCCGAGGACAAGGAAUUGUCAGCAUGUAUUCUUGGUCUAUCAAAAGGACUUACGGAAACGGGUAUGUGUGGCAAGAUUUAUCUGAGAACGAUUUCAUUUACCCGAGUAGCAGUCAUGAAUAUGUCCUGAAAGGAACACAACUCAUAGAACCUUCAAGGUAUACAUCCAAUGGAACAAUAUUAUCAAUGCCAAGCUCCAAGAGUUCCAAUGAAAGAAACAGUUAUAGCACGGAUGCUGCAGACUCCCCUUCUUCCACCAUGAAGGACUCGCAACGUGAAUGCAAGCUUUACAAGGCAAAAGUAUGCAGGGAUUUUGCUGAAAAAUCUUCUAAUGCUUCGACACAGACGAAGGAGAUGACAAGUAGGAAUAGGAUGGAAAUGGAUCAGCAAGGUGAAAGGCGUUGUCAUGGAAAUGCUGCUGCAAGGAAAUUUGAUGAGAAUAGAGGGUCUUUGUCAUCAUCCAGCUCCAAUUUUGAAUCAUUGGAAGGGUACUCUUUGGAACCAGAAGAUAUCAGAAACCAAAAGAUAGAGAAUGAACGCCCAAGUGGGAGGAUGAGAGCAACACAAGUUCUCAUGCAGUUGGUUAGCUGUAGAAGUACUAUAGAGGAACUCUGAGUGAGUCACUGAAAUUUGAUUCACUUUGCAGUUUUUAUUAGUUAUUGUUAAUAUGUUUAUUAAUUAUGAUCAUGGAUGGAUUUGCAUUGAGUUUUGUUCUAUAUGGAUGGUGAUAAAUCAAACCAUUCAAUUCAUAUGUGGAAGGAGGUUUUACUAUCAUCCAUUAGGUUAUUUAAUUGUUGUUUCGUUAUAGGGUUAAUAUAGAUUGAUAGCUUCGAGCACGAUGAAA
Molecule: messenger RNA, 1613 nt
Organism: Lathyrus oleraceus (garden pea)
Lineage: Eukaryota; Viridiplantae; Streptophyta; Magnoliopsida; Fabales; Fabaceae
Product: protein SOSEKI 5
Exons: 3
Coding region: 578-1384 (268 amino acids)
Source: RefSeq, a predicted model, not a curated record